Messenger RNA from Lymnaea stagnalis (great pond snail), 3783 nucleotides. NCBI's taxonomy places the organism in Eukaryota, Metazoa, Mollusca, Gastropoda, Lymnaeidae. The record is from the annotation of a GenBank genome assembly.
CAUGGUAAUGAACUCGGGAGCUUUCUAAAGGAUUUUUUCGACAAAAAAGCUGCCAUUCUUAAAAUAUUGAAAUUUUUAAUGAAGGCUAUGAAUUGAAUUCGUCGACUUUGACUACGACUAUUUUUGAGUAGACAAAAUUGUUUAGUAUAGUCGAUAAACUGUUGUAAAUCCCAUUUGAGUCAAAUUUUGAAGGCCUACACUACACUACACACGUCUGAAUUGUUUGUAGUAAUAGUAGGAGGCUGUUACUAAGUGUUACUGUUUAAGUUAAGUUUUAGUUUUAGGCUACCACAGUUUGUUACUGAUCUGUUGUUUAUUAUCAGGCCUAGUUCAGUUAGAUUUGGAUUUGGAAGCUGAUUGAUCCCAUUCGAAUUGUAAAUAAACAAAACAUAAAAAUAAUGCCUACUAAUCCCUUAAAAAUGUAAGUACAAACAAAUUAAAAUGAAAAGCCUGCUUUUAGUUAAUCCUACUUAAUCAUAAGUUAAUCAGGGGUUGGGUAAAUGUUGAUUUGGCAUGCCACUCAUUUCCCAUGGCUGCCAUCUUAGUUGCCAUGAUGAUGAUGGCAACUGUAAUGACAACCAGGAUGACUGUCAUGUAAAAAAAAAAAGUAGUGCAAACACACGACUGCUAAAGUGGAGAGGGGAAAGAGAGAGCAUGUGCUACCUGUACUUACUUACAGAGAGAAAUCAAAAUAGGAACAAAAUAUUGAAAUUUUAUGAAAUAAUUUCAGCAGGAACAUAAUUUUUGUAUCGAACAUGCAGCAAGGAGUGUCAACAACCAGCGGCCACCUCUUUUCCUGGUGUAAUUUCAUCUUAUACAUUAAUUUUGUGGCGAACUAGCAACUAUAUUGUAUUCCUCUAGAUAUGUGGCAAGAAGUGUCAAUGACCUGCGGUCCCUCCCUUACCUCAACUAAAACAUGUGUGCUGCAGUUACAUGCUGUAUGUGGUAAAAAAUGAGUAGAAAUGAAGAAAAACACUACAAAAUAUUUUUAAAUAAAAAAAUAACGAAAACCCAAAUUACAGUUUCAUAGAAUACUACACUUUUACACACUUUAUUGCAGGUACCACCAAAAAGAAAAUUCAAAAGUUUUCAGAAAAAUCCAUACAAUACAAUACUAUACCCAUUUUCCUAAAUGCCGGAAAAUGUAAAUAUUAUAAUUAACCACCCAAUUAAAUUAUAAUUUAAAACAUUCCAUUGGCUGUAUUAAUAUUUUGUUGUAAAAAAAAGUUAACUCUAGUAACAAUCAAAGAAUAAAUUAAAUGGAGAGAAUUCUACACAGAAACUCAAAGUGGCGUGUGGAAUGAGGGUUCUUAACUUGUGGCUUGGUCCACCGCGGAAUCCAUGGGCCACUUGGGCAUCCUUUAAAAGUUGUUAUAGGGUCUGUGAGCUGCAUUUCCUUUGAUAUUCUAUUAUAAAAUGCAUUUAAAAAAUCAAAUCGAUUGAACAAAUAAGGUUGAGAACCUAUUGGUGGUCGGAAUGAUUUUGGUAGUAUAGGCGGAGUACAGUCUAUAGUAUAGAUAGAAAUACGUCAACUUUAAAAUGACUUAUGAAAGCCUAAACUUGACCUUCUAUAAUAAGCUAUUAUAAAAUUAUUCAUUUUAAUGAAAGAAGUUUGAAUUGUGAUUAUUGCCCUUGAUUGUUUUACAUAAUUAUUAAAUUGCCAAGGGCUAGUAAAACUAAUUUACCUAAUCUGUUUCUUGAGAAAACACAAAAUUAUUUCAAUUUUUAUUUUCUUCUAUCAGACUUGUAACUGGGGAUGUUGAAGGAAAUUUUGACCAACUCUUUAAAAGGGUUCAAACCAUUCAUAAAAAGAGUGGUAAUUUUGAUGUAAGCAGUUUCUUUCCAUUCUAACCAUUUUAAUUAUAUCAUAAUUCCUAUUAACUUUUAAAAUCUGUUCUUUAAAAAAUAUGCAAUAGCAAUGACUCUGUACAAAACAUGCUAACACACUUCACAAUCAAGACCAGGAUUAACAACCCACAUUAAAAGUUCACAAGAAUCACACUUCAUGUUUUAAUAAGAUUCAUGGUUUACAGUCCUUUUUAAAUGUAAACAUUUUUGCACCUGUUAAGUAUAUGAAAUAUACUUUUUUUUCAUUCAGCUUCUGUUGUGCGUUGGUGAUUUUUUUGGACCCAAUUUGUCUUCAUGGGAGCCUUAUAAAACAGGAAAACUCAAAGGUUUGGAAUUUAUUUUAAAAAUAAUGAUUGUCCACAAAGACAAGAACUUAACUAAAAGUUUGUUAAUGAGUAAUGUUAUUGAUUCAAAAUAUUGUUUUAGCAGUUUGUUACAAGAUAAAGCUUUCAAAAAUGAUUUUUAACUAUGUCUUCUAGUUCCACUAUCCACCCUUAUUCUUGGACCAACAAAGCCAGAGCUUGCUAUAUAUUACAGUGGAGAUGAAGGAUCAGAACUUUGUGAAGGUGUUACUUUCCUUGGUAAAAGACAACAUUUUAUACAGUUAAAAAACAUAGGCUAACUAAAAAAUUUGAAAAAUAUUUUGUUAAAGUCAUAAUGGUUUUGUUAAUUUUUUUUUUAAAUGUUAUUUUUUUUUCUUUUUUAAUUCUCAUCAUAGUGAAAGAGAUGAAUGGUAACUCUCUUUAAAAUUGUUCAUUUUCAUGUAAAAAAUUUUGGUGAGCUUAAUACAGGUUAAUUGAAACUGAAAAUUAACAUAGGCUAACUAAAAAUUUUGAAAAAUAUUUUGUUAAAGUCAUAAUGGUUUUGUUAAUUUUUUUUUUAAAUGUUAUUUUUUUUUCUUUUUUAAUUCUCAUCAUAGUGAAAGAGAUGAAUGGUAACUCUCUUUAAAAUUGUUCAUUUUCAUGUAAAAAUUUUUGGUGAGCUUAAUACAGGUUAAUUGAAACUGAAAAUUAACUUAAUAAAAGUUAGAACUCCAACCAAAUAAUUUGAUGAAAAUCCAAAAUGAAUGUAAAACAUUUUGCAAAGUUCCAUCAUGAUUUCUUCUAUGGUUUGCAGUAUAUCUCCAAAUGAUUGACAAAUCUAAAUGAAUCACUAAUUAAAUCAAUAUUGUUCCUAAAAAAAAUUAUUAUUUUUUUAAUUUACAUAUGAUGCUGAUUUUUACACUAGAGAAAUACUUAAGUUGUCUUUUGUUUAAAUUGUUCUAAUCGUAAAAUAUUUUCUUGGCUUUUAUUUAUGGGCUGAAAAUGAAGUACAAUGUACAAUGUAUGUAGAAAAAAAAUUUAGAUUUAUUUUGACGAAUAAAAGAAUCUUAUAUUAUACCCCAAAUGCAUAUACCAAUGUUUUUUUGUUGUUUUUUUCUUUUAUCAUGUUAUUUGUUUCAUCAGGCAGACAGGGCAGAUUUACUGGAUCCUCUGGUCUCCAGUUAGCUUACCUCAGUGGAGUUGAAAGUUCUUCUGGCAAGGGAGAUGACUGCACAUUCACUAGUCAGGAUGCCAACACAUUGAUCGCCCCUGUUAAAAAUGAUACUGGUUUCAAAGGCAUUGACAUUUUGAUAACUUCACAGUGGCCUAAAGAUGUGGAAAAAUAUGGCUCAUCAGCUGUAAAAUCCUUUUUUUUUUUUAGUGCCUAAAUUUGUUUAAAAAUAUUUGGCUAUAAUAAUAUCAAUAUGCUUUGUCUGAAAUAUGUGAUGAGUAAAGUUAUUUCCAAAUUUUAUAUUUUAAAUUAUUAAAAGAAAUUUAAAAAAUUGUUUUUAUUACAUCACUAAGAUAAUGUAUUUUUCAGCCAGGGCAUGAACCUAAAUUUCCAGGAUCAGGUUGCAUAGCAGAGGUAGCUAGAGUGCUGCGUCCCCGUNAGAUGAAUGGUAACUCUCUUUAA